Symbiodinium sp. CCMP2592 is the source of this 7365-nucleotide messenger RNA. Lineage: Eukaryota; Dinophyceae; Suessiales; Symbiodiniaceae. The record is from the annotation of a GenBank genome assembly.
AUGACGGGUGCUUUGGAAGUUUGGAAGGCGGAGAAGCUUUCUGAGCAAAUCUGCUUCCUCGAUACCUACACCAAACAGCAUGAGCUGUUCUACGAGGCGCAGAAUGUGGAGAUGCGACAGAAGCUCCGGGGUGGUCGGGAGACAUUACUGCGGUUUCCGUGGCAGCCCUGGCAGCGACUUCGCUCUGAUGAGAUUCGCGGAGAGAGCGUGGCUGACGCCGACGUCCCCGAGGUCAGGCAGAGGCCUUCGUCUCAGAUGCCGACCCUCAUGAGAAGCCUGCACUCUCAUGGUGAGCUGGUGUACUCAGUGGAGAUGUGCAAACUUCGACGGGGAGUUGCACACCAGCAUCGGAGCCUUGCAGUUUGCAAAAACCACUUGAAAGCUCUCAAGGUGAACACAGGACUCUCUCAGACCUGGCUUACGAUGCUGUCGCCGCCUGAAGCACAUGUUCGAGUGCAGUGGCAGCCAUGCCACAGGCAUUAUCCUGAGAGAGAUUCUGGGCGAUUUUGUGUUGACGUUUUCGGCGUGCCCUGGCAUCUUUCCAGGCAGAUCGGUGCCACAGAUCUGCUUGCCUCGACGCCGCCGCCGCGCCGAUCCAGCAUCUGUGAGCAUCUCACGAAGAAAGCCGCCCAACUGGGGCUCCAGACCAGUGUGGUUUCUCAGGGCACAGCCUUCGUUCUCACAGGCACCCACGACAUAAUGCCAGACCCACAUACUGCUUCCGAGGAAGACUUGGCUCCCUUGCUGGCAGAAGCAAGGGCAGAGAACCCCGAAGAGGAGGAGGAUCUGCUGAAGGGCCUCGCACGGUGGAAAUUUACACUGGAGCAGCGCCAGCGUUACUUGCCAGCUCUGCCACGGCCUGGCUAUGGGAACGAUCUGCCCUUCUACUCGGCUCUGCAGCCUUUGCUCCCCUGCACGUGCAAGUUCUAUGACCAGCCACCUCCGCAAUCUCCAAGGCCAAACAAGCUGCAGGAAAUUUCGCAUCUUCUAAAGGCUGGCUCCUUCGAAACUGGCUCGGCCGAGCAAUAUAGAGAAGAGGCACGGCGCAUUUCCGUCAUCAAAAGUCUGACAUGGUCGGUGGAGAUGCCAGUGCUUCUCUGGCAGAUCGAGGCUGAUUGGGACUCAGACUUGAUGUGCUGGGCCGUGGCUGUGCCAGACACUCUGAGAGAUGCGGUGCAUCAGGAUCUAGAUGCACGAUUCUUCUUUGCGCCUGUGGAAGGGUGGAAACCUCCAGAAGAACUCCACUACGAUCUAGACUCCAGCUUCGCCGACGAGACCUUUCAGAAGUUAUUGCGGCACCAGGGUGCUGAGCCCGCCCCCUUGGCGUUCUUGCCGCUUCGAGGAUGGCAGCUGGUUGAGGACCCCAUCUUCCCUCGGCAAAAGCGGCGGUGUCGGCGCCGGCUGCGUGGCCUUCGUCUUGGUCGAUGCCUUCGGCGCCAGGGACUUCUUCAUCGUCGGCUUCGACUUGGCAUGCUCGGAGGUUGUCGGUAUUGGUGGCGGGUGGGUCGUAAAGGGCUCGGCUUGUUUUCUGUCGGCAAAGGCAGCAUCGAGGACGCGCCAUUUGACAUUCGUUGGUGGGAGCAGUCGUUGCGGCAGUACACUGAUGAGCAUGAGCUCACUCCCCUGGCAUUCAAACCACUGCAGAGCUGGGAGUGGCCUGUUGAGGACUCCAUGUUCCCCCGGCGUGUGCGGCGAAUCGGGCGCCGGCUGCGUGGCCUUCGUCUUGGUCGAUGCCUUCGGCGCAAGGGACUUCUUCAACGUCGGCUUCGACUUGGCAUGCUCGGAGGUUGUCGGUAUUGGUGGCGGGUGGGUCGUAAAGGGCUCGGCUUGUUUUCCGUCGGCAAAGGCAGCAUCGAGGACGCGCCAUUUGACAUUCGUUGGUGGGAGCAGUCGCUGCGGCAGUACACUGAUGAGCAUGAGCUCACUCCCCUGGCAUUCAAACCACUGCAGAGCUGGGAGUGGCCUGUUGAGGACCACAGGGUGUCCCACACAUUGGCGCUCGAAUCAGUGGCCUUCGUCUUGGUCGAUGCCUUCGGCGCCAUGGACUUCUUCAUCGUCGGCUUCGACUUGGCACGCUCGGAGGUUGUCGGCAGCAUCGAGGACGCGCCAUUUGACAUUCGUUGGUGGGAGCAGUCGUUGCGAAGGGAUCUUGCGACGUCCACCGAGACCGCGACGCCGUGGAGCUCUGAGUUGGCACUCCAGGCGUGGGCUGAGCUUCCAGCUGACGUGAUCGCAGACAGCGAUGAAUGGUCGGAGGAAGAGAUCACCCGGAGAGAGGAUCGCAUGGGAGUUGGCGUAGGGUGCCUGGGCUGGGGUGGGGUGGGGGGAGCGGAGCGGCGAAAGGAUCGGGGCUUGAUAUGGGACACCAUACCGGAGGACUACACACGCGAUGUCGCGCUAAAGAACCUUCAGAAGCGGCGAGAGGAGUACCGGAAAGAGCGCCGAGAUGCUUUCGAUGCAAUGGCAAAGAUCGGUGAGAAGUUGACCCAGUGGCCUGAGCAAGGGCGGUGGCCAGUGAAGCCUGCCCCGGAGAUGUUUCAAGCAAGGUUUCGGCUUGUUCUGGCAAGGCUGCAGCAACGCCGAUGCUGCCGCAAGUGCGAGGUUCGAGUGGGCACAACUUCUGCAUUGUCGAGGUUGGCAUGGAAAGUCGAGCAGCGGUAUCCUCUGCGGAAGACUGCGAAGACGGCAUGUGCGGAUCCUGAAAGCAGCGACAACCAGAAGUCGCAGCAAGUUGAGAAGGAGCAUAAGCCGCGCAAUAGGUUGGCAUUGAAAGUCAAGCAGCGGUAUCCUCUGCGGAAAACUGCGAAGACAGCGGAGGUAGAUCGUGAAGAUGAAGCGUCCGAGGAGACACCAAACGAUGAGAAAAAAGUCAGAGUGCGGAAGCUGGUGAAGAUCGAGCAGCGAUACCCUCUUCGCCCAGUCAGCCUGGAAGACAGGACGCAAGGGACGCCAAGGCCGAUCCUCCUCCAGCAGGCGCAGGAAAUGUUCGAGGACGACCAGACAGAUAUAGAGGAGCUGCGGAGGUCGCUGGGGGAGGGCCAUGCCCGCUUGGUUCGUGGCUCGUACCUUCGGAAGCUCUGGCAGCAGGGUCGCCCAUGGCCCCGGAGGCAGGAGGCUGAGGAAGAGGAAGCCAGGCUAGGCAAAGGGUCUAUUUUCCUGGACAGCACCGUGCUCCUCCAGUGUCUGAAAACAUGGGAUGCAGCUGACAUUGAGCAAAUGCGCGCGCAGCCGUUGAUAGUGGCGGUCUCCCAUGUCUGGGAGUCCAAACAGCAUCCUGAUCCAUACCGUCACCAGUUGAAGGCGAUCGUGAGCUGGAUGGACAGGAACCCGCCGCCAGAUGCAACGAGAGACGUCAAUCAGGUGAUGAAGAUCUUCAAAUGGAGGGGGUUUCCUUCGAAUGAGUACUUCUUCUUUAUUGAUUACCUGAGCCUCAACCAGUAUCGCCGUUUCUAUCUGCAAGAAGUUGGCUUCCGGCAAGCGCUCGGCAAUAUCCAGGUGUUCUACUCCCACUCGCUGACCCGAACGUGGCGGGUCGAAACGCUGACCGACCCGGAAGAGGCUUCCCGGCAGGUUGACACUGGCCUGCAGGUCUGCGUCUUCGACAAGCCCUCUGACACGGUAAGACCGGUCCCAGUUGGGGACUUGGAAGCCAACACCAUCCCUUACAGGAGGAGGGGCUGGUGUUUCGCUGAGCUUCAGUGGUCCCGCAACCGGUGGAAGUCCGAGCUGACAGUCGCCAUCGAUGAGGGAUCCGAGACAGCAGAGUAUGACGGCUGGGCCCCACCAUCUGCGGCGGUUGCACGAGCACACUUUGCGAAAAGUGGCUUGACAUUCACUUACAGUGGUGACACUGAAGUGGUCAUUGCGAGGAUCGACGAGGUCUUCGCGAAGAGCAAGGAGAAAUGCCGGCUGAAAGUUCUCCGCCUGCCCUCCGAAGAGGUUGAAAUGCUGGCUCUCUCCUUGGGCGACUUCUCUCGGCUCAGGAGCCUCACUUUGCAAAGCUGCCAGCUGGAGGCGGCCUGCUCCGAGACACUGGCACAUGCAUUGUCGACGUCCUCUGUGAGGGAGCUUCGUGUGGUGCAUUGCAAGGGGGCUGUGACGCUUUUGGAGGCGAUCAAGCACAGUACAACCUUGGCUGCCUUGAGCGUGGACGGCGAGCCCGGACAUUUCAUCGGCGACCAUGGAGCAAAGGUGCUCGCGAGCAUGGUGGAUCGGCAAAAAUCAGUUCUGACUGAAAUUCGCUUAGACGGCAGCGGGAUCGGAGACGCUGGCACUGAGGCUUUGGCAAAGUCAGCCUCCAAGAGCAGCGUGCUUCGAAUCCUCAGCCUGUGUCGCAACUGCAUCGGGGACGUCGGAGCGCAGGCGCUGGCCGAGAACUGUUGGGAUCUCCAGGAGGUGAUGCUAGACGACAACCACAUCGGAGACACCGGGGCAGAGGCCCUGGCGAAGCUCGCUUCAAAGAGUCUUGCGCUCCGGGUGCUAAGCCUCUGUCGCAACGACGUGGGAGACGGUGGGGCGGAGGCUUUCACCAAGAUGAUCCGGAGCAGCUCCUCCUUCAAGCGGAUCUUGCUGAAAUCCAAUGCGAACAUCACCGAUGCUGUAUGGCAGGAAUUCCUGCUCGCUUCCUGGCUUGCGGAGCACAGCCCCGGGCUCGCUUGCUUGGAUCUGAACAGCCGACCCGUUGGGGACGCUGGAGCAGAGGCUAUCGCGGCUGCCAUCGCAGGGAGCGUGUCGCUGAAGAUCAUUGCCUUGAGCGGAAGUGGCAUUGGUGACACUGGUGCGAAGGAGAUCGCGGAUGUCGCCAAAGGGCUAAGCCGGCUUUACCAAGUUGGCUUGGCCAACAACUGUAUCUGUGACUGCGGCACGCAGGCACUGGCAGCUGCUGUGAUGAUGAGCACGUCGCUCCGCGCACUUGGCUUGCGAGGCAACAGCGUCGGAGAUGAGGGAGCCACGGCCUUAGCCGCUGCAGCCAAGACGAGUAAGCAGCUCCGCAUUCUUGACUUGCGAGAGAAUGGCAUCGGCGACGAGGGAGCCGCGGCGCUGGCAGAGGCAGCCAAGACAAGCAAGUCGCUUCGGACGGUGGACUUGCGGGAUAAUCGCAUUGGAGAUGCGGGUGCCAAGGCUUUCUUCUCAGCUACGUGGUGCAUGUCUUCCUCGACGCAGACACUUUUGGAUGGCAAUCAUACAUCACAUGCUGGCACGAAGGUGAGUGCCGCGCUGUGGGCAAUCACGUGUCGUCGACGUGCUUCCAAACAAACGCUGGAUCUGUGUUACGCGAAUGUCGACGACGCCGUCAUGAAGGCCAUUGUGGAAUACCUCGAGGACUUCUCCUUUCGAGAUCUUCUGCUACAGGGCAACCGCAUCAGCGACCAGGGAGUCAAGGUGGUGGCCGCUUCAGCAGCCUUCGGCACCUCCGUGAAACGACUCAAGUUGGCAAGCAAUCGCGUCGGCGACAUUGGAGCUCAGGCUUUGGCCAAAGCGUUUUUGACGAGCGAAGUGAUCCUGGAAGCUGAUCUGAAGAACAAUCGGGUUGGAGACAAAGGGGCGCAGGCCCUGCUCGAAGCACUUCUGCAAUGUUCUUCGUUGAAGAGAAUCUGCCUGGAUGGGGCGAAAUCAUCAGUGGUGCCAGUGGUCCAUGCCGUCUCGGAGGUCAAGUGCUACGGUUGCUGGCUCAACCUCCGACAGAGAAAGCUUGCUUGUGUCGGUGCGAAGGCCCUGGUGCGUGCUGUCAGCGGACUCCCAGCUCUUGAGGGAGUGGUGCUCGAGGACAUCGAAAUGCCGGCCAGCGCAGCUAAGGCCGUUGCGCGAACCAUCGGGGCUCAUCCAAAGCUCCAGCGGCUUGACAUCCGGAGCUGCAAGUUUCGUGACCUCCACGUGCAGGCCAUCGCGGAAGCAACGACGGAACAACACAAUCUCGAGGAAAUGUCGCUUCGGAACAACGAGAUCGGCGACCUCGGAGCACAGGCAGUUGCCCAAGCCAUCAAGAGACUUCCCCGGCUGGAACGCGUGAACUUGGAGGAUAACGCGAUUGGAGACAGCGGAGCCAAGGCCAUUGCAGAGGCCGUCAAGGACCACUCCGAACUCAAGGAGCUUUCGCUGCGGAACAACAAAAUGGGCGACCUUGGAGCACAGGCUUUUCUCGAAGCAGUGCUGGAGAGCACCUCCUUCCCGGAAACUUUCUUGGACUGCUCGAGCUCCAAGGUGGCGCUGGUGGUCGAAGCUGCAUGGCAUACCAAGUUCGGCCGUACCAGUUGCUGGAGACUGGAUCUGAAACAGAAACAUCUUGAUGAUGUCGCCGCAGAGGCAGUUGCCCAAGCCAUCAAGAGACUUCCCCGGCUGGAACGCGUGAACUUGGAGGAGAACGAGAUUGGAGACAGCGGAGCCAAGGCCAUCGCAGAGGCCGUCAAGGACCACUCCAAGCUCGAGGAGCUUUCGCUUCGGAAGAACAAGAUCGGCAACGGUGCAGUGCAGGCCUUGGCGGAGGCGGUGCGGAUGAAUGCUUCACUGAAGACGGUGGCUAGCAAAGAAGGAGAGGAAAUUGACCACCAGGCGAGCACCGCGCUCUCUGUACUGGACCUCCGUGAAACAGGCAUGGGUGAUGCUGGAGCGCAGGCUUUUCUCGAAGCAGUGCUGGAGAGCACCUCCUUCCCGAAAACUUUCUUGGAUUGCUCGAGCUCCAAGGUGGCGCUGGUGGCCGAAGCUGCAUGGCAUACCAAGUUCGGCCGUAGCUGGAGAAUGGAUCUGGAACAGAAAAAUCUUGAUGAUGUCGCCGCAGAGGCCGUUGCCCAAGCCAUCAAGAGACUUCCCCGGCUGGAAGCCGUGUACUUGGAGGGUAACGAGAUUGGAGACAGCGGAGCCGAGGCCAUCGCAGAAGCCGUCAAGGACCACUCCAAGCUCAAGGCUUUUCUCGAAGCAGUGCUGGAGAGCACCUCCUUCCCGGAAACUGUCUUGGACUGCCCGACUUCGAAGGUUGCAGCGGUGGCCCAAGCCGCAUGGAACAUCAAGUUCGGCUCUGCACGGAGCAUCGAACUGGAGGAGAUGGAUCUUGAUGAUCCUGCCACGCAGGCUGUGGCACGUGCCAUCACGGGACUCCCAAUGCUCGAGUCCGUGUAUCUCAAGGACAACAAAAUCGGAGACAGCGGAGCCCAGGCCAUCGCCGAAGCCAUCAUGGAACACCCGACGCUCGCAGUGGUUUCGCUUCGGAACAACAGGAUCGGCGAAAUCGGAGCACAGGCCUUCGCUGAAGUUGAGAAGCAUCCACGUUUUCGGAAGAACCUUCCAGAGAAUGCUCUCAGAGAAGUGGGAGCCCAGGACGAAGAGUGUUCAGAAAAGCAGGAGGAGCAAGAGGAAGAGAUUACGGGAUGA